Oreochromis niloticus (Nile tilapia) is the source of this 2980-nucleotide messenger RNA. It is a transcript of the gene tox4b, whose product is annotated as TOX high mobility group box family member 4 b. NCBI's taxonomy places the organism in Eukaryota, Metazoa, Chordata, Actinopteri, Cichliformes, Cichlidae. The record is from RefSeq and is a predicted model, not a curated record. Gene Ontology annotation, molecular function: chromatin DNA binding. Gene Ontology annotation, biological process: regulation of transcription by RNA polymerase II. Bases 592 to 2595 code for a protein of 667 amino acids. The transcript has 9 exons. Gene Ontology annotation, cellular component: nucleus.
UCCGUUUCUCGGGAUCCAUUGAGGAUCCUGGCCCGGGCCAAAGCGAAGCUUAAAAAAUCGGGGACUCUGUGUGUUUCCCUUCGCUGUCAGACACCUUGACACGACCGCGGUCGGUUUGCCUUUUAAACGGUGACUGAGACGUCGGAGGAGUGGCAGGCAGGCAGACAGACAAACGGGCACCGGGCUGUCUGGCGGAGGGGGGGCUGAAAUGUGAGCGCCUCUGCAGGCUUGCGUCAAAGCCAGCUAACGCUAAACCGUGAUAGGACAAAGUCAGCGAGAAAGACGGUUAAACGGCCACGUUACCUCGUCAGAGAGCCGGCCAGCGCACGGGCCGGGCUAUUUUUGGCACGCGCGCACACACACACAUGCUCAGUUUAGCUGGCUGCCAGCCACGGCUGUCACUGUCGGCGGGUUUUUAAAGGAGAACCCGGGCUAACGGCGGCGGUGGUCGGUAACCAGCUUAUCCGUUAAUCGCACGCUGACAAGGGGGGGAAAAAAUCAGGGGAAAGGAGAUCCGGUUAAUAGCCUGACGUCGUAUCGCAGCGAAGAAGGGGGGGGCUCACAGCUCACACAUGAGGCCCAGCUGAAAGGAUGGAUCUGAAUUUUUACUCGGAUUUAACGGACGGUACCGGGCAGCACGACGGGGAUCCGGAGUUCCUGGAUCCGCAGUCUUUCAAUGGGUUUGACUCCGACAACAAGUUCCCCGGAGGCAGCGACAACUACCUGACGAUUCCUGGUUCCGGCCACCCCUUCCUCUCCUCUUCAGAGACGUUCCACACUCCCAGCCUUGGCGAUGAGGAAUUCGAGAUCCCUCCCAUCUCUCUGGACCCGGACUCUGCCCUCUCCGUGUCAGAUGUCGUGUCCCAUUUCGGGGAGCUGUCGGAAACUGGACCCUCGGACAGCGUGGUGGUACCCGGGAACGCCGUCGUUGAAGGUGACGACCCCUCGUUCGCGUCCACUUUUGUUAGUGCUGCCUCUCAGGGGCUGGAGCACCUGACUCUUGGAGUCAUGACCCAGCCAGGAGGGAAUACUUUGUUAGGGUCGUCGCUGGGAAUGGAUCUCGGUCAUCCCAUUGGCUCUCAGUUCAGCAGCUCGUCCCCGGUAACCAUCGACGUCCCUCUAGGUGACAUGGGCCAGGGUUUACUGGGGUCCAAUCAGCUCACCACUAUAGACCAAUCAGAGCUCAGCGCUCAACUGGGGCUCGGUUUGGGCGGCGGGAACAUACUUCAGCGGCCGCAGUCGCCCGAAAACCCGCUGUCGGCCACAGCCUCGCCCACCAGCUCGCUCCAGGAUGAUGACAUGGACGACUUCAGAAGGAGCGUCCUAGUCGAAUCUCCGGUCUCUCUGGCCGUCUCCCCUGGAGUCAUCUCCCUCGAUCCCUCCCCGUCUCAAUCCCCGCUGUCUGCGCCGACCUCUAGUGUCUCCUCUGCUACGGGAAGGAAAGGAGCAGGAGGGGGGAAGAAGGGGAAGAAAAAGAAGGAUCCCAACGAGCCUCAGAAACCUGUGUCGGCCUACGCUCUGUUCUUCAGGGACACACAGGCAGCUAUUAAGGGACAAAACCCCAACGCGACUUUCGGAGAGGUCUCCAAGAUCGUGGCGUCCAUGUGGGACAGUCUGGGGGAGGAGCAGAAACAAGUUUACAAGAGGAAAAACGAAGCAGCAAAGAAGGAUUACUUGAAAGCGCUGGCAGAGUACAGAGCCAGUCUGAUUUCUCAGGCACCUAUUGAAGUCAUGGAAACCACACCAUCACCCCCACCUCCAGCCCCGGCUCCUGUGGUCACAGCCACGCCUACGCCCAUCCCCGCCCCCACCCCGCCCACCCGGCCAACCAGGUCGCAGCACUACAACCCAGAGGAGAACACCAUCACCAACAUCUGUACCUCCAACAUCAUCCUGGACCUGCCUCAGGUCACCACCCGGUCCCGCACCGGGGCCAUCAAACCGCAGCCUCCACCCGCGAGCACUGCCCUCAACACUGCCCCCGUCGCCAAAAUCAUCAUCAAGCAGACGCCGCUGCCUUCCGGCGGCAUGUCAGCUACGGUGACGACCGCCUCCUCGCCCCGCCAGCCGCCGCCGCUGCAGCAGAUGCAGAGCACCCCUCCUCCACCCCGGCUGCAGCAGAUGGUGCACGCCCAGGCGCCCCCGCCUCUCCAGGCCAAACCGCGGGGUGGAGGAGGAGGGGCGGCGGCAGCCACCACUGCUCCGCCGCCGCUUAAGGUAGUGCCGUCAGCACGCCAGUCAGAUUCAAGCGCCUCGAUCAUUGUAACGUCAUCGGGGGAAACCUCCACGACAGUGUCUGCCGCCACCUCUGCUCUGGCGGUGGAGGUUGGACACACGGGUGAGGUGACGGGAGGAGAGGAAGUGGUUGAAGGCGAGGAAGGGAUGGAGGUGGAGGUUAAUGUCGCUCCUGGCCCGAGUGUGACUCCCGCCGCCAGCCCGAACAUUUGCGUGCGCGCCGGCUGCACGAACCCCGCCGUGGAGAGCAAAGACUGGGACAAGGAGUACUGUAGCAACGAGUGUGUCGCCACACAUUGCAGAGACGUUUUCAUGGCCUGGUGCGCUAUCCGAGGACAGAACUCCACCACGGUAACAUAGGACCAGGACACACCUGAGGGGAGGAGUGAUGCUCGAAGACAGAAAAGGAUGAGAAUACCACAUGAAAUGCAAACGAACAGAGAAAAGACUGAAUAAUUGACUCAGGUAUUGGCACAUAAUGGUUUGUUUUAUCGUGCUCCGUCAUCUUGUGGACACACAAAAGAAAGAAAGGGGAAAAAAAAAAGAAGUCCCUGUGUUGUACCUCCCUGUGGCACAAGAAGCUUCUCCAGCUGAAUAAAACAAACUCUUGAGUCAUCUGCGAAUACCGCGAUCACGUGGACGGCGAAGAAACCACAGAGGCUCGGCUCUGCUGCUCCAGACAUUUCCUGCUCUUGAUCAUUGAUUGUGAAUUUAAAACACAGACUUGAUAAAAAGUAAUGUUUUA